This is a messenger RNA of Myotis davidii, 822 nucleotides long. RefSeq names its product HERV-H LTR-associating 2 (gene HHLA2). NCBI's taxonomy places the organism in Eukaryota, Metazoa, Chordata, Mammalia, Chiroptera, Vespertilionidae. Gene Ontology annotation, biological process: cellular response to lipopolysaccharide; negative regulation of T cell proliferation; T cell costimulation. Gene Ontology annotation, cellular component: external side of plasma membrane. The record is from RefSeq and is a predicted model, not a curated record.
AUGCUGUCUCUCUUCCUCAUUCUUAUAAUAUCUCUAAGCGGAUCUCAAAAUAAGUUCCUUUCUUUCUUCAUUCAUUUUAGUACUAUGAAUGGGCAAAUAGUCAUUGGAAGACUUGAGGAAGAUGUAAUUCUCCCUUAAUCAUUUGAGGCGGGUGAAAAAGUCGUAAUUCACUGGAGGAAUCAGGGUGAUGUUUAUACGUACUACAAAGACAGUGACCAUUUGGGAAAGCAAGAUCCCAGAUACACAGCCAGGACCCUCUUCCUCAGUGAAAUCCACAGUGAAAGUGCUUCCCUACCUUUCAGAAGAUUAAGCCAUUUGGAUGAAGGAAUUUAAUUGUGCUAUGUGGAAACAACAGCUAGAAAAAUCACAAAAUGCUUAUCUUUCCAUUGCAUGGAUAUUAAAAUAAUAAAUGUUCUGCAAAGAUGGCCUAACAAGAAGCUAAUGAUGACAGUUUCCAAAAGCCCUUCUUACUCCCCCUUCACUUUUGUCACACUGGCGAUAAAGUAUGAAAAGAGGAACACAAACAGCUCCGUAAUAUGUGGCGUGUUUGUUUAUUCUUGUCCAGUUCGUACAUGGCAAGUGGACAAUACACCUAUCCCUGAAGGCAAGAUGGAAGGAAUUGGGUCUUUUGAUCCUUUUUAUAAUAAGGGUAGAGUAAAUAUCAUAGGAUCAAAUUUAUUGUGUGCAUGUACUAUUGAAAAUCCAUUGCUGAAGCAAACAUGGACAGGGAGAUGGACAAUGAAAAGUGGGCUUCAUGGGGCUUUCUGUGUAUAUGUGCUAUAUCCAAGGGUUGGGGGAAUGGGGAAUGAUUUACAGGACUGA